AUGGAUGAUUUGGAUGAGGAGUUUGAAAUAUUAUUUGGUGAUACUUCAUCUUCAUCAAGCGAGGAAUUAAUUGGUCAAGUUCUCAUGGCUAAUCAAAUACAUGAGAUGCAAAAAUCUCAACAGAUUAGACGACCACUGCGCACUUCAGAUAUAUCUUUAUGUCGUCGAUUAGUUGAAAUGGAAGUCAUAGAACAUGACAGGGUAAUUAGUGUUGAAGAAGUUGUUGUCAUGUUUCUAUGGAUAGUAACACACAACCAACGAGUUAGGACUGUGGCCGAAAGAUAUCAACAUUCAGUAGAAACUGUUUGUCAUCAGUUUGGCAGAGUGCUAGAUGCAUUGUGUUAUUUAGGAAAUGAAGUAAUAAGGCCUCUUCACUUUAACACUGUGCAAGUAGAAAUUCAAAAUAAUUCGAAGUAUUUCCCAUGGUUUAAGGAUUGUAUUGGAGCAAUUGAUGGUACUCAUGUAAGUGUAGUUGCACCAGCUCUAAAACAACUUGCAUAUAGAGGAAGAAAAGUAAAUGUAACACAAAAUGUAAUGGAUGCAUGCACCUUUAAUAUGAUGUUUACUUAUGUCUACGUUGGAUGGGAAGGAACAACUAAUGACUCUCGAGUGCUUCUUGAUGCAAUUAGAAAAGAUGAUAACUUUCCCAUGCCACCACCAGGUCUUAAAUUACACUUGUCUUGA
Messenger RNA from Humulus lupulus (European hop), 684 nucleotides. RefSeq lists its product as uncharacterized. The record is from RefSeq and is a predicted model, not a curated record. The coding region runs from base 1 to 684 and encodes 227 amino acids. NCBI's taxonomy places the organism in Eukaryota, Viridiplantae, Streptophyta, Magnoliopsida, Rosales, Cannabaceae. The transcript is spliced from 3 exons.